Bubalus bubalis (water buffalo) is the source of this 262-nucleotide messenger RNA. RefSeq names its product small nuclear ribonucleoprotein G-like. The coding region runs from base 6 to 236 and encodes 76 amino acids. NCBI's taxonomy places the organism in Eukaryota, Metazoa, Chordata, Mammalia, Artiodactyla, Bovidae. The transcript has a single exon. Gene Ontology annotation, biological process: mRNA splicing, via spliceosome; spliceosomal snRNP assembly. Gene Ontology annotation, molecular function: RNA binding. The record is from RefSeq and is a predicted model, not a curated record. Gene Ontology annotation, cellular component: SMN-Sm protein complex; U2 snRNP; P granule.
ACAUCAUGAGCAAAGCACACCCUCCCGAGUUGAAGAAAUUUAUGGACAAGAAGUUAUCAUUGAAAUUAAAUGGUGGCAGACAUGUCCAAGGAAUAUUGCAGGGAUUUGAUCCCUUUAUGAAUCUUGUGAUAGAUGAAUGUGUGGAGAUGGCAACUAGUGGGCAACAGAACAAUAUUGGAAUGGUGGUAAUACGAGGAAAUAGUAUCAUCAUGUUAGAAGACUUGGAACGAGUAUGAACAAUGCCUGUGUUCACCAGAGAAAU